This is a messenger RNA of Naegleria gruberi, 2997 nucleotides long. RefSeq names its product chloride channel protein. Bases 1 to 2913 code for a protein of 970 amino acids. The transcript is spliced from 3 exons. Gene Ontology annotation, cellular component: membrane. NCBI's taxonomy places the organism in Eukaryota, Heterolobosea, Eutetramitea, Acrasida, Naegleriidae. Gene Ontology annotation, biological process: chloride transport; transmembrane transport. The record is from RefSeq and is a predicted model, not a curated record. Gene Ontology annotation, molecular function: voltage-gated chloride channel activity.
AUGUCCUUUAGAUUUGGUGGCUCAAAGGCUGCUAGUACAAAUAGUUUGAAUAGCAAUAAUAGAGGAGCAAGUGGUUCUACUAAUUCUGUAAAAACUCCAGCAACACCUUCCUACCUCAACAAUGAUGUAAUUAAUGCUGUUCUGGAAAGAAAUCCAUUCUAUGAUUAUGCAGAUGAUUCGGAGGAUGAGGAAGUAAUUGUUGUGGAGAGCCCAAGUUCUCCAAGUACUACAUAUAUUAUGCCUCCUCCUGGAAUGAAAGCAAUUCCGAAGAAGGAAGAGGAAAAAUCAAAAACUCAAAAACCUCCCUCUCACAGUAGAACAAACUCUGCAAAUUCUGUAAAUUCUGGAGUUAUCAUUACUCCUAAUUCAGCAGGAACAGAUCAUAGUAGGAGUAGUUCAUCAUGUUCUGAUAAAUUAAACUUUUCCGAUGUACCCAUGUUGGAUGAGAAUGAGGUGAAAUUAGGAAUAGAGGAUACAACGAAAACAAGAUAUGGACAAAUGACCACAAUAUUUAAUAGAAGAAAUAAUGAAACGAAUGAGGAUUUUAAUGAUGAUAGAGAUAUUGGAUUGCAGACACCACCAACAGUACAAAAGAAAUCAGCAUUUAGUAAUUUUAACAUUUCAACAAGUGCCUCAUUUGACCAAAUUAAUACUUACACAAUGCUUAAAAUUCUGCACACAGCUCACGAUUUUGAAAUGAAAGUGAAAGAGUUAAAGGAACGAGGACUUGCCACUGUUUCCAGUGGAGGAAGAUUUGAUAUCAAGAGGUUAUUUAAAAAGUACACUGAUUUCGCAGCACAGAAAUAUGUGUGGACAUUCUUGAGUAUUUUAGGGCUCUUGGGAGGUUUGAUUGUCUUUGUACAGGAUAUUGUUAUAACAUAUAUGGAAAUUGGGAGAUGGGAACUAAUUGAACAAUUCAAUUACAUAACAGAUGAAACGUCAAGAAAUGCUGUCAAGAUGGUAAUGUGGGUCUUGUAUAAUAUUACCUUUAUUAUAUUUUGUUUAUUCAUGACUGCUUGGGUCGCUCCAACUGCUGAAGGAAGUGGUGUUCCAGCAAUCAAAGCAAUUUUGACUGGUGUCGAUUCACUCAAAGAUCCAGUAGCAUUUAAAACUUUAUUUGUAAGAGUAUUUUGUUUGCCUCUAGUGAUUGGAGCGAGCAUGUUUGUAGGUCGAGUUGGUCCUGUAAUCACCAUAGGAGCUUCACUGGCUGAUAAUUUACUGAAAUUGAAAAUAUUCAAAGGCAUUAAGGAUAGUAAGACCUUGAGAGCUCAAAUGAUUGCCUGUGGUUGUGCCAUGGGUGUUGGUGCAAACUUUGGUACACCUGGAGGUGGUGUAUUACUAGCUCUGGAAGCUAUCGGUACAUACUAUUCAUUGAGAACUUAUAUCAAGUCUUUCUAUGUGGCCGUAGUUGCUGCUCUUACUUCUCGUCUUUUACACGCUGCAACUGAUGGCACUAUUUACUUGUCAUUUGUUUGGCACAUUAGAUUUUCAUUGCCAGCAUAUACCAUUCCAGAUUUAAUUUCAUAUGCACUUUUAGGAGCAUUCCUUGGACUUAUGGGCGUAGGAUUUGUUUUUAUCAAUGACAAACUUCUUCGAUUGAGAAAUAGAUUUGGAGGAUAUUAUUUGGGAUUUUUCAAAUUUGGAAAACUGAAUGGAAAGAAAUACUUGUAUCCACUCCAAAAUAUUUUCCUUUGGUCUGUUUUGAUUGCAAUCAUUACUAGUGUUAUAACAUUCCCUUAUUUGUUUGGAAAAUUCAUGUCACUUUCUGUUAGUCAAACAUUGGAAAGCUUAUUUUACGGACAACAAUUACUACCAGAAAAUGGAGCAAUUGGAGCAUGGAUCAGUGAAGGAACAAAAGGUGUAAAUUAUUAUAAUGAGCUUUUUGCCCACUUGAGUAUUUUCCUCGUUUUCAGAAUUUUGCUUAGCUUUAUUUCAGUUUCCUUACCAAUCCCUGCAGGUAUUUACGUACCUCUCGUUGUUAUGGGUGCUGGUGUUGGUCGUUUCUGGGGUGAAGUGAUGCACUUUAUGUUCCAAAAUGGAUACACCAAUUCAGAAUAUGCUAUCAAUGCUGGAGGCUAUGCAAUUGUUGGUGCUGUUGCCCUGUCUGCUAGUGCUACUCAUGCUUUUAGUACAGUAUUUAUCUUAUUGGAAGUGGCUGGUACUGGAGUCUAUUUACCCUCUCUAAUGGCAGCCAUUAUUGCAGUCAAGAUUAGUAGAUCCUUAACUUUGAACAUUUAUGAUUCAAUUAUCAAACUCAAAGGUUGGCCAGCAUUGUUGGAAGCACAAACGGACAAUGAUAAUUUCACUGUUAAGGAUAUUAUGAAUUAUGCAGAUUCUUUAAUAGUUUUUGAGGAAAAUGCUUCAUUUAGUGAGUUGGAAACUAUUUUAGAAAAUAGAAAGGUUCUGCCAAAGACAUUCCCAGUUGUCAAUAGCAAGAAGGAUAUGUUCUUAUUGGGUACUAUUUCUUUAAUUCAAUUACAAAAUAUUUACAAUUUGAAAAAGCAAGCAAUCGAACAGGAGGAGUCUAGCCACAGUAAUAGUGGUAAUACUCAAGAACAUCCAGAACAUCAAGAAGAAAAAGAGAAUUUGUCAACCAAACUCUUGUCAAGAGGUGAAUCAUUAUAUUUUGGGUGGGAGCCUGCCCUCACUGAAGAAAAUCAAAAUUCCAAUCACACUAUCGAGUUACAAGACAAUAAUAAUCCAAGAAGUGAAAGGAUUUCGCUCGAUUAUCAAACAUGUCCUGUUGCCAUAAGUGAAGAUACACCAGCCCUCAUUGCUCACCUUCUCUUCUCUCAAUUGAGAAUUGACGAUUUGUUUGUUGUUUGGAUGGGAAGACUUAUUGGACAAUUACAUAAGGAAGUUUUAGUCAAGAAGGUUGUCGAAACUGCAGAUGAUGUUCGACUUGACAUUUAAAGUUCACUAUCUUUUAAAAGAGGAUUUGGACCAAGCUAUAAUAUGUGAAGAAAUUAAUAUAUUAAUGUACAAUUAUAGGAUUUG